This is a messenger RNA of Parnassius apollo (apollo), 450 nucleotides long. The record is from the annotation of a GenBank genome assembly. Lineage: Eukaryota; Metazoa; Arthropoda; Insecta; Lepidoptera; Papilionidae.
AUGGACCUACAGAUCACUCAGUGGUUGCAUGAAGACCAAUCAGAAGAUGAAGAGGCAUGUGAAGUCGCUGUUCCUGACCUUGAAAAUGAUGUUGACGAAGACGGAAUUAUUGAAGACUUUCGAGCAGAACAUCCAGAUGAUGAUACAGAAAAUUCUUCAUCGGUAGAUGACACUCCUCUGAGUAAUUACAGUUCAGGUAAUUUUCUACGUGUCUUACCUGUCCCUAAUAAUCUGAAGAGCAAGGACGGGUUUAGGUGGACAGGUGAAAAACCAGCAAAGUCUAGAGUCCCACGAAGAAAUAUUUUGUUUCAUCCUCCUGGACCUAAAGCUGCAGCUCGUGAAAUAAAAACAGAGCUGGAAGCAUGGAGUAUUUUUUUUUCUGAUGAAAAGCUUGAAGAAAUUGUAAGAAAUACAAAUGCUGAAAUUGGUAAACAGAGAGAAAAAAUAUAA